AUGCCGUCUUCCUCCUCCUCCACCGUCUCCGUAUUGCUUCUCCUCGUCUCUCUUCUCUCAAUUGCCCUCGCCUCCGAUUCGGAUCACAAGUAUCAAGCUGAGGAGCAAGUUACCCUAUGGGUAAACAAAGUAGGCCCAUAUAACAAUCCACAAGAAACAUACAACUAUUACAGUCUUCCCUUUUGCCGUCCCUCUCAAAACGAUGUUCACAAAUGGGGUGGUCUUGGUGAAGUUCUUGGUGGGAAUGAGCUCAUUGACAGCGAGAUCCCUAUUAAGUUCUUGAAGGAUGUUGACAGAAACGUUAUCUGUAAGCUUGAACUCGAUGAAGCUAAGGUUCAACAUUUUAAAGAUGCCAUCGAAUCUAGCUACUGGUUUGAAUUCUUUAUGGAUGAUCUGCCUUUAUGGGGCUUCGUGGGUGAGCUGCAUCUUGAAAAAAAUAGUGAAAACGCCAAACAUGUCCUCUACACACAUAAGAACAUUGUUGUCAAAUACAACAAAGACCAGGUUGGUUGUUGCUACGCCAUUAAGCAAUAA
Molecule: messenger RNA, 534 nt
Organism: Eruca vesicaria subsp. sativa (arugula)
Lineage: Eukaryota; Viridiplantae; Streptophyta; Magnoliopsida; Brassicales; Brassicaceae
Source: the annotation of a GenBank genome assembly